Molecule: messenger RNA, 519 nt
Organism: Fusarium coffeatum
Lineage: Eukaryota; Fungi; Ascomycota; Sordariomycetes; Hypocreales; Nectriaceae
Exons: 2
Coding region: 1-519 (172 amino acids)
Cellular component (GO): membrane
Source: RefSeq, a predicted model, not a curated record
AUGGCAGCUGUAUCCAAGAUCAUAACCGUGGUGUUGCACAUCGUACAAAUCAUCUGCGCAAUCAGUAUCAUCGGCAUCGCUAGCAAUUACAUCGCAACCCACAAGUCCCGAAGUCUCGGCCAUCUCAGUCGCUUCAUAUUCGCAGAUGUUGUCGCCGUCAUAUCUACCUUCUUUGCUGUGAUCUGGCUCAUCCCCUUCUCGAGCAACUACAUGAACUGGUACAUCGAUGCUCUGCUUGGUGUCUUUUCCGCUGCCAUGGCCGGCUGGCUGGUCUAUUCAUCAGAGAAGCUCUGUGGGGAGAUCAACAGGCACGACGCAAAGGCAGUGCUGGACUUUGACGAUGUCGGUGCCACGUGGUGUACCAAGUGGAAAGCCCUUUAUGUCUUUGCCAUCAUCUCUGUCGCCUUGUGGAUCAUUUCUGCUGCCGUCGGAUACUUCUGGGUCAAGAAGAACAUGAAGGCUGCAAAGUCUCACUACAAGCCGUCUAGCGGUGGUCGUCGCCCUCGCGCUCGACGCUAA